UGUUUCGCAGCCGACAUUUCCGUCCGGAACAUUAAUGUGUGACACACGACAACAAUAAUACGGAAGUAAUAGGAAUCAGGUGACUUAUUCUCAUACAGCUGUGUUGUGUAUUUAAUUUGUGACAACUGAAACAGCCUACAUUAUGGAGGACCAAGAGAUGCAACUCAAAGUUAGACGAGUGAGUGACAAAUUCACGGAGAGUAUGUACGUCCUGGCUAACGAGCCGUCCGUGGCUCUCUACAGACUGCAGGAGCACGUCAGAAGGUCGCUGCCUGAACUGGUGCAACACAAGACUGAUAUGCAGAGCUGGGAGGAACAAAGUCAAGGUGCUAUUUAUACUGUGGAGUAUGCAUGCAGUGCGGUGAAGAGCAUGACGAACAGCAGCUUGUAUUUCAAAAACAUUGACGGCCUCCUCCGUCAAGCCAUCAGCAUGAAGGAGCAGAUUAGUACCUCUCAAGGACGCAGCUUACACGAUGUGACUCCCUCUCCCAGCCCCCCUGUCUCUGCUCCACACCCCCCACCCACUUCCUCAUGAUCUCUAGACAGAGAUGUCCAAGGAAAAGGACCGUAGACUCCGGGAUGGUGAAGGAGGGGGGAGAAAAGCACAGCUCUGGGAUGUGACGCGACUUCCCGAGUUGGCGGCUGGCCUCUACAGUCUCUCGCUCUGCUACCUAUUGAUUGCGGCUGAAGAGGGGUCAUAAGGGCGACACCUCCUCAUCACAAUAGAGUGACCGCCUCCAAUGACCCCCCCAUCACUAGUAUAAGCCACUCAGUGGAACAGCGCACAGCAGCUCUGCCAGGUUCAGCAUUAAAAACACUUAAGUCAUGGCUGCUCAAAGAAUGCAUUGUUCUCGUGGACUCGCUGGACGGAUCAGAGAGAGAGAGCUGCAGUGUUGUUUUGCCUCUGCUGUUGAAAAUCCACUGCAAUGCCAAUGUUUUUUAGCAUGGUUUUCUAGCUGUUAUGAGUUUGUUGUUUAAAGUUAAUAUCUAAAAACUAAGUAGAAUGUCUGAUCAGGCAGCAUAUAUAUACACACAUAAUUCAGACUCUUAAAAAGUGAUGUUGCCUUUUUUUUUUUUUUUUGUUAGCCUUACCUGCCAAGUAGACGGAAACCCCCAGGCAGAAAAGUCCAAUAGCCACAUGUCGUACAGCUCUGCUGUCCAACAGAAACCAGUCUGCUCUGUUGGAAGAAACCUCAUAUUAUUAAUAUCAUGCCUGAGAUGUCCUUGAACAUCACUGCCACUUUUCAUGAGCACAUAAAUGAAGACAGUUGUAUAUUUGUCUUAAGUUUCUUUUCAUUCUUUUUUUACUUGCAGUUAAACCAUCAUUUGUUUUCCUCCAGAUGUUUUUUUUUUUAUAUAACAUUAAUUCUUGGGUAUGAUUAAACGCUAAAGAUAUUUUGUGACACUCA
Molecule: messenger RNA, 1409 nt
Organism: Mugil cephalus (flathead mullet)
Lineage: Eukaryota; Metazoa; Chordata; Actinopteri; Mugiliformes; Mugilidae
Gene: borcs8
Product: BLOC-1 related complex subunit 8
Exons: 6
Coding region: 143-535 (130 amino acids)
Cellular component (GO): BORC complex
Source: RefSeq, a predicted model, not a curated record